AGACGCGGCAUAACACCACCACAUCGUGUUAAAUCCAUAUCGAUGGCCACAUUCACACAAGACGAAAUCGAUUUUCUUAAAGCACAUGGCAAUGAUGUCUGUGCCAAAACAUGGUUGGGACUGUGGGAUCCCAAGCGUGCUGUACAUCAGGAUCAACGUGAAUUGAUGAUUGACAAAUAUGAACGUAAACGUUAUUACUUAGAGCCAGCUAGUCCCUUAAAAUCUUUAACAAAUGCCACAAAUCUUAAGACUACAACAUCAACAGCCGCCGCCACAACAUCAGCAACAUCCUCAGCCUCAAUAACAGCGUCUUCAGCGAAUAGUACCCAAAAUAAUACUAAUAAUAAGGCACACAUACAGCUAACACCACCAACAUCGCAACGUACUACAGCCAAUGGUCUGCACAAGACCUCCUCAAGCGCCAUUAGUCGUCCUCAGCAUACAACACCACCACAAUCCCAAAAUGGCUUUUCGAGUUCUCUUUCAAAUCAUAACACCGAUGCUUUCGGUUUACAUAAUGGUUUGAAUUCAUCGGUGGGUUCCAUGUCCACUGGCGCUCUCUCUGAUACUAGUAGUUGUGCUAGUGCCAAUGGCUUUGGGGCAGAGGCAGAUUUUGUAGCCGAUUUCGGUUCAGCUGAUAUAUUUAAUGCUACUGUAGCCAGUUCGCCAGCUUCAUCGGUCGGUUCAUCGACGACAAAUAAUGGUUAUGCCAAAAUACAACCCAUGAAAAUGUCAUCAGCUGCACAUCAACAGUUUAUGAAUGGUCAUGGUGGUGGUGGCGGCAAUAAUGUAUCUACAAACUUACAAAAUGGUAACCUCACUAAUGGAAAUACAGAGAAUUUUGCUGAUUUUGAUCAUGCACCGAUAUAUAAUGCUGCAGGUGAGCUGAUAUGAUUCUACUAUAUGUUU
Lucilia cuprina (Australian sheep blowfly) is the source of this 909-nucleotide messenger RNA. RefSeq names its product arf-GAP domain and FG repeat-containing protein 1-like. The transcript has a single exon. Bases 43 to 894 code for a protein of 283 amino acids. NCBI's taxonomy places the organism in Eukaryota, Metazoa, Arthropoda, Insecta, Diptera, Calliphoridae. The record is from RefSeq and is a predicted model, not a curated record.